Molecule: messenger RNA, 1779 nt
Organism: Sodiomyces alkalinus F11
Lineage: Eukaryota; Fungi; Ascomycota; Sordariomycetes; Glomerellales; Plectosphaerellaceae
Product: GPI transamidase component GPI16
Exons: 2
Coding region: 1-1779 (592 amino acids)
Biological process (GO): attachment of GPI anchor to protein
Cellular component (GO): GPI-anchor transamidase complex
Source: RefSeq, a predicted model, not a curated record
AUGCGCCAUCUACUGGCGUUCAUCUGCCUCCUUCCUCUCGUUUCCUGGGUCACUGCAGCCGACUACUAUGAGCAACUGAAUCUACGUCCACUUCCCUUGUCUGCGCUACUGGCGAGCUUCAACUUCCGUUCGAACACGUCCUUCUACGACUUUGAGUCCCACAACUUCCGUUAUUUCCCCAGAUCGCUGGGCCAGAUCCUACAGCAUGCGGGCACUCGAGAACUGCAUUUGAGGUUCAGCCUUGGCCGGUGGGAUGCUGAAAGCUGGGGCACCAGGCCAUGGGAGGGGCAACGGGAGGGAGGCACGGGCGUCGAGCUCUGGGCUUGGCUUGAGUCUGAGAGCGACGAGGAGGCCGAUGAGAAGUGGUUGAUCCUGACAAACGCUCUCUCGGGUCUCUUCUGCGCGUCCCUCAACUUCGUCGACGGCACCCGAACCACCCGCCCCGUCAUGUCCUUCCAACCCGAAGGGGACCACCCGACGUCUUCGAUCCCGAAUCUUCGCCUACUACACGGCGUGCUUCCGAAGGAGGUGGUGUGCACGGAGAAUCUCACUCCGUUUUUGAAGCUUCUCCCGUGCAAGGGCAAGGUGGGCGUUUCCACCCUGUUGGACGGUCAUAAGCUCUUCGACUCUGCCUACCAGAGCAUGGCCAUCGACGUCAAACCCAUCUGCCCCGAAGAUGGCGACUGCGUCUUGGAGAUUGAGCAGACCAUCGACAUGGUUCUCGACAUCGAGCGGUCCCAGCGGCCCCAGGAGAUUCCACGCCCGCCGCCUAGUCGGGACCUCAAGUGCGACACUUCCAAGCCGUAUCAUGCACCGAACACCUGUUUCCCUCUCGGUUACAACGCGUCCCAAGAGUGGUCUCUGUCUCAGGUCUUCGGCCAUCCCAUGAAGGGCACGUGUCCUCUCACGGACCCGGAGAUACCGCCCGUGUGCAUCCAGGUUCCCCAUUCCAGAAGUGUCUACACGUCCGCUGGAGUUCACCAGAUGAAGAACGCGGAUGGCAGGUCUAGAUGCUUUACAUUCGACUCGGAGGGCGACUUUGAUAUUAUCCUCCCCGCUCCCGACGCAGAUGACACGGGAGAAAUCAUUGCGAACACCACGACGACCAUGACGACGACGGACGACGAGCUUAUUAAAUCACCGACUCCCCUUAUUUAUGCCGAGCGCAGCUUAAUGGGACAUGGCCAGGAGCGCGGAGGAGUUCAGACCAUUCUCACCAACCCCAGCCAAGACACCGAAGUCGAAUUCAUCUACAUGGAAUCGUUGCCCUGGUUCAUGAGGGUCUAUCUCCACACCUUGAACGCCAGACUCGAAGGAUCACGGGGGAAAGCCCAGCCCGCCAUGAUCGAGGACAUCUACUACCGCCCCGCCGUGGAUCGUGCGAGAGGCACGCAACUCGAGCUGCGCAUGCGGAUCCCGCCCGCCUCGACCGUCUUCCUCACCUACGACUUUGAGAAGACCAUCCUCCGCUACACGGAGUACCCCCCCGAUGCCAAUCGCGGCUUCGACGUCGCCGCCGCCGUCAUCACCACCGUCCGCCCCCGCGUGCAGAGCGUGAGGACCACGACCCUGCUGCUGAACCUCCCCGUUCCGGAUUUCAGCAUGCCUUAUAAUGUCAUCAUCUUCACGUCGACGGCCAUUGCCCUUGCUUUCGGCGGCAUGUACAACAUCCUCGUCCGCCGUCUCGUUGCUGCCGACGAGGCACCGAGUCGCCUAGCCCGAGCCAAGCUGGGCAAGUUGAUAGAGAAGUUUAGGUCCAGGAAGUCGACACGGAAAUAG